Molecule: messenger RNA, 312 nt
Organism: Dentiscutata heterogama
Lineage: Eukaryota; Fungi; Glomeromycota; Glomeromycetes; Diversisporales; Gigasporaceae
Source: the annotation of a GenBank genome assembly
AUUCAAAAUUUAAUGCCUACACCAGAUAUGUGGACAAAAAUUAAGGAAAUACUUAUCUUAAUGGAACCAUUGGAAAGAGCUACAAAAUUACUGUCUGCAACAUCAUAUCCGACAAUCAUGGAUAUUCGAUUCUUAUUUAGUGGCAUUCAAGAAUAUCUUGAAGGAUAUGUGAAAGAUAGACAGGAAACCACUGAUGUAGUUAAUAAAGCUAGGGAAGUAUUUAAUCAGUAUCAUACUACAUUAACUAAUAAGCAAGCUUACAACCUGCAUAUUAAUAAAGAUGAUAUUAGUACAACAUGUAAUUACUUUAAG